CCCACUCCUCCCCGCUGCCUGCGCUCAGACCCUGGACAUCCCGGCCCCUGCCCAGCGCCCCCGGUGGCCGCACCGCACUCCCGGCGCUCCGCCUCUCAUUGUCCUGUCCUGUGCUGUCCCCUCUUCUACGUCUCCUCUGCCCAUCCUCCCAUUUCUCACGAAUCUGUCCGGGACCCUGUCUCCUUCGGCCACCAACCCUCCUGCCAUCGCUCCUCCUUCUCCUCUUCUCCCUCUUCCCUCCCUCAGCCUCCUGCGCCGCCUACCCCGCCCCCAGCCUCGCUGCCCUUUGGCUCCUCCUGCCCCGCAUCCUUAUCCCGGCCCUCAGCCCCAUCUGCCUGCAGUGGCUGCCUUUGCUCCCGAGAAGGCCCAACUUACGUGACUGGUCCUCCAGGAAGCGUUUUCUCAUCUCUCACCCUAAGUGAGCUCUCCUGCCUUGGCAGUGCCUACCCACAGACCCCAUUUUUGGCACUCAACACCCUCCUCUGUGGGCAGCCAUGAACUCCAGCCGCCCGGAGCCGGGUCCCCAGGCACCCCUGAGCCCCCGCCUUCAGCCCUUAUCCCAGAGCUCUUCCAGCCUGCUGGGUGAAGGCCGGGGACAGAGGCCAGAGCUUCGCAAGAGGGCCAGCAGCACUGUGUGGCAGGCCCAGCUGGGCGAGGCCAGUGCCAGAUCCCGGGCCCCGGAGGAAGAGGGGGACCUGCCUGAGAGUAUGGAGCCGGCACGGGCCUCUGGCCCUGAGGCACGACCCAGUGCUGGAGGCCACUGGCGGAGCAGCACUGUGGGCAAUGUGUCCACCAUGGGCGGUGGUGACCUGUGUCGCCUGCGGGCCCCCAGUGCAGCCGCUAUGCAGAGGAGCCACUCGGACCUGGUCCGUAGCACCCAGAUGCGGGGACACAGUGGUGCCCGGAAGGCCAGUCUCAGCUGCUCAGCCCUCGGCAGCUCCCCCAUCCAUAGGGCUCAGCUGCAGCCAGGUGGUACUUCUGGCCAGGGUGGCCAGGCCCCUGCAGGCCUGGCAAGAGACCUGGCUCCUGAGGAUGGGACAUCGAACUCAGCCUGGAUGCUGGGGGCAAGUCAGUUGUCAGUGCCACCACUAGACCCUGGGGACACAACUGCCCACAGCAGCAGUACCCAGGCUGACCCCAAAGCCCCCAAACAGCCAGCUACCACCACCUGCCAUGCUCUGCCCCCAGCUGCUCUACUCUGUGACAUGAGGGAGGCAGGGGCUGGUGGCUGCUGCCAUGCCCUGCCUGCCACCGGGAUCCUGGCCUUUCCCAAACUAGUGGCGUCAGUGAGCGAGUCUGGGCUACAGGCUCGGCACGGGGUGAAAAUCCACUGUAGGUUGUCUGGGGGGCUCCCUGGGCACUCCCAUUGCUGUGCCCACCCUUGGGGUCCCACCAGCUUAGUCCCAGAGCCUGGCUCUAGGACCAAAGAUGUGUGGACCAUGACCUCAGCCAGUGACUUGGCCCCUGCAGAGGCAUCCCCACUGUCAGCCCAGGAUGCGGGUGUGCAGGUGGCCCCAGUGGCAGCCUGCAAGGCUGUGGCCACCAGUCCAUCCCUGGAAGCGCCUGUGGCCCUGCACGUGUUCCCAGAGGUAACUCUGGGGUCCAGCCUGGAGGAGUCAUCGUCCCCUGUGCGGGAUGUGCGAUGGGAUGCUGAGGGCAUGACAUGGGAGGUGUACGGAGCUGCGGUGGACCCGGAGGUGCUCGGCGUGGCCAUCCAGAAGCACCUCGAGAUGCAGUUUGAGCAGCUGCAGCGGGCGCCCACCAGCGAAGACAGCCUGUCGGUGGAGGGCCGGAGGGGCCCACUGCGGGCUGUCAUGCAGUCCCUGCGGCGCCCCAGCUGCUGUGGCUGCUCCAGUGCGGCCCCCGAGUGAAGAGCUGCGGCCCCCGGAGCAGGCCUGGGCCCAUGGACUUGGUCCUAAACCUGGGCCAGGGAUGGUGGGGCCUCCAUGCCCCCUGGACCCACCGGCAGCCGGGCACGUCUGUCACCUGAACGUCAGCUGUCUCCAGACCACAGGACUGCAGCCUGGGCUUCCUGCACCAUGCAGCUGGGCUGUUUUAUUAAGGGCUUGAUUUUCAAGGGCCACAUCUCUAUACCUUCUGGUCUCUGAACUUUGAGACAGGGAUUCAGCACCGUGCAUAGGGGAGAUCCUGAGUUUUCCGUAAAAGACCUUUUGUUCACUCCA
Cebus imitator (Panamanian white-faced capuchin) is the source of this 2183-nucleotide messenger RNA. It is a transcript of the gene GPRIN2, whose product is annotated as G protein regulated inducer of neurite outgrowth 2. Bases 495 to 1871 code for a protein of 458 amino acids. The transcript has 3 exons. Gene Ontology annotation, cellular component: plasma membrane. NCBI's taxonomy places the organism in Eukaryota, Metazoa, Chordata, Mammalia, Primates, Cebidae. Gene Ontology annotation, biological process: neuron projection development. The record is from RefSeq and is a predicted model, not a curated record.